AUGUCACUGCCAGGUGCACAAGAACUAUCUGGGUAUGAGCUCUCGCAACGACCGACGAUACGCGGACUCGCCACAGCAGUGAUGAACACGUCGCCAGACGAACUAAGUUCACUCCGUCGUCGUGCCGUGACCGACAAUAGCGACCCAGUCGAAUAUGAGCGCCAGCGUCAGAAGAAGAAGGAAUACGCGAAGACAUUCCGCGACAACGAAAAACAUUAUUUUGAGCAGCUCCGCGUUCGCCUAUUCCCGGAUGACCCAAACACGCGCCGUGCCGAGUGCCUUGAGCGCGCUGUCAGUGCUCUAGACGAAUUGGAAGCCCGUAAAGCUCGUGCGGUCCAGCACGACGCUGAGAUCGAGGAGUUGCGGACCCAGUUGGCGCACGCGCGUCGUGAUGCGUGCCAGCGCGACGACGAGUUUGCACAGGCCACUACUCCGCCCAGAUUUGGGGCAUCAGAGGACUCCGAGCCGCAAGAUAUACUGGACACACAAGACAUUUCCAUUGUGUGGUCACCGAAUCAAGCACGUUACGGACCGUCCAUGUCGCCGCAUCUUGCUGGCUACUACACAUUCGAAGACCAUUCUACUUCCCCCAGUCCCUCUCAACUCGAGACUGGCGGUUCCCGCCCAUUCCCGCAUCAGGACUGUGAACACGCAGGGUCCUCAGGACUAGCGCAUAGCGUUGCUGAAUGCCCAUGUCAGCGUCAAGCUUCGAGGUCCAAGCUCGUGUGGCUUUUCAACCAGUUCACUUAUUAUGAGCAGCUACGCUCUGUGCAAUCGGACGGAACCUUUGAGCUCGUACGCACCGUGAUACUUUGCGAAUGGAAACACGCGGGUACCUUUCUUAUCGCCGUUGCAGCGGUCGACGCAACAGUGUACGGAUACGCUCAAACAGGGACCGCAUUCGUAGUGGAGAAAUUGGCUUUACGCUUUCUGACGAUCUCCGCCAUAUUGACCGCCUUGGGUCUGAGUAUUGAUGCUGUCUUCAUACUGCGUUACUUGAAUGCGGAUGCAGAGAGCUUUGCGAAACGAGCAUACAGCGAGCGACUUGGGUACUUCUUUUUUGCCAUUCACUCCCGGGUUCCAUUCGUGGCUUUAUGCAUAUCCUUGAUCGCCCUGUCUAUGUUCAUGUUGGCUGUUGCGUAUACUGCUUGGCCAGCAGUGGUCGUCGUCCUGAGCUCACUGGUUUCUCUCCUUCUCCUCAUAGACUACAUCGUGUGGUUCAUCGUGCAGCUUGGUUCAGUGAUCGUCAAAGCUAGAACUGUGGUAGUUGAAGCUGCACGCGACGUAUGGGCUUCUGCGAAGCUGCUUAUUGUACGACCAUAA
Messenger RNA from Peniophora sp. CBMAI 1063, 1323 nucleotides. NCBI's taxonomy places the organism in Eukaryota, Fungi, Basidiomycota, Agaricomycetes, Russulales, Peniophoraceae. The record is from the annotation of a GenBank genome assembly.